CUGGUAGGUCCUGGGUUUGAAUCUCGCGGGUGCCGGAUCAUGGAUGCGCAUUGCUGAGGAGUCCUAUAAUAGGACAAAAUGUCAAUUCUCACAUCCAAUAAAAGCACUUUAUUGUAUUGCGAUUUGAACGAAUCAAAUUACAAAGCUGAACCAUUUACAGCCAAUUAAAAAUACUAUUACAAGGGGACAAAAUUUUUGUUCACUUUCAGUUGGGCACACACCAUCAAAAACAAGUUCACCAAUCACCAAUUGCUGAAUGUUUUUUUUCAAAUCCUUCAUUUACGAAAAAAGGGUGGUAAGCGAUAAUACGUGCCAUGAUAUUAAUGUCAAUCCCCUCUAUCUAUCUAUCUAUCUAUUUAUCUAUCCAUCUAUCUAUCCACCUCUCUCUCUCUCUCACUCAAUGCGUAUAUAUACAUAUAUACGUUAAGAACAGACAUAUUAGACGAGUAUUUCAUUCGACAUAUCCAUAUUACAGUUUAUCUAUAAUGAUCGAAUCUUCAACAACAAUCCAAGUUAUCUCAGCUGGUCUACCAAGAACUGGAACUAAGAGUUUAAAAAAAGCUUUAGAAAUCAUUUAUCAUAAACCAUGUUAUCAUAUGUUUGAAAUUAUAUUUAAUAAACAAUCAGAUAUAGUGAAAUGGCAAAACCUCAUUGAUGAUAGUCAUAUGAUAACAACACCAUCAACAGCAACAACAACAACAACAACCAUGGAAAUAUAUGAUAAAUUAAAAGAAUUAUUAGAUGGUUACAUAGCAACUACGGAUUUACCAACAUGUGGUUUCUAUAAAUAUUUAAUGAAUAUAUAUCCCAAUGCUAAAGUUCUAUUAACAAUACGUGAUAAAUAUGAUUGGUUACAUAGUUUGCGUAAAGUAGUAUUACCCAAAUCAAAUGAUCCAUGGAAACUAAAAAUUGAAGAAGGUGAUAAAGUCUUAGGACUUAAUUCAGAUUUCUACAAAUUGUCUGAAGAUUCAUUAAAGUUUGCAUUUCAAAAAGAUGAUCUUGAUUUAGAUGAUGAUCAAGUACUCCUUGAAUGUUAUGAUGAAUAUAAUAGAUUGGUACAAGAAACUGUACCAUCAGAUCGUCUUCUAGUACUUCGUCUUGGUGAUGGUUGGGAACCAUUAUGUAAGUUCUUGAAUGUGGAGAUACCCAAUGGAAUAGCAUACCCUUGUGUGAAUUCACAUCAUCGGAUGACACAAUUAACAGAACAAUUAAUUAAACAUCAAUCGUUAGAUGCAAUCAUACACAUGUUCCCCGAUUUGAUAUAAGAUGAUCAUGGAAACAAUAUCCAAUACAUUUAACUUUCAUAAUCAAAUAUUGAUAUUCAUCGAUGUUAACUGAAAUAAAGUAAUUCAAUUUGUAAAGGUAUUUUGAUGAUAUUUUUUAUUAGAAUGGGGAUUUGUGGAUUGGUUGAAGUUAGAC
Schistosoma rodhaini is the source of this 1419-nucleotide messenger RNA. The record is from the annotation of a GenBank genome assembly. NCBI's taxonomy places the organism in Eukaryota, Metazoa, Platyhelminthes, Trematoda, Strigeidida, Schistosomatidae.